CGAAUCUUUCCAAAACAACCAACUCAAGAUACUCCACGCUUCGCAUACAAACCACCUCAUCUCGCUACGCUGUGUAUCUUCAUCACCAUACUAGAUCGAUUCGAGAAUGCAAUAGACUUCUUCACCAAUUGCCGCAGCAUAACUAUAUACCCAUAGCGACUACACGUUUGCGCCCACACUUUAAGUCGAUCAAAUCCGCAUAUUCUUCCUCGAGGCUUUACGUAAUUACCUAUACGCCCUCAAAAUGUCUUCCGACGCUACAUCUACCGGUGAAGGUCGCCUGCUCCUCGUUUCCAAUCGUCUUCCUAUCACAAUCAAACGAUCCGAGGAAGGAAAAUAUGAUUUCAGCAUGUCCUCUGGAGGACUUGUCAGUGGUUUGGCAGGUCUAGCGAAGUCCACCAAGUUUCAAUGGUAUGGGUGGCCGGGAAUGGAAGUUCCUGAAAAUGAAAUUCCUAUCCUCACGAAGCGCUUAAAGGACGAAUACGAUGCUGUUCCAGUCAUGUUGGAUGACGAGCUCGCCGAUAGGCAUUAUAAUGGCUUCUCAAACUCUAUUCUUUGGCCGCUUUUCCACUACCACCCAGGUGAGAUCACAUUCGAUGAAUCUGCCUGGAACGCCUACACGGAAGCAAACCGAUUGUUUGCGAAAGCUAUCGCGAAGGAUGUGAAAGAUAAUGACCUUGUCUGGGUGCAUGAUUACCAUUUGAUGUUGCUACCAUCUAUGCUAAGGGAAGAAAUUGGAACCACGCGGAAGAAUGUCAAGUUCGGCUUCUUCUUGCACACCCCCUUCCCCAGCAGUGAGAUCUACCGCAUUCUUCCAGUGCGCAACGAGAUCUUGAUUGGUGUUCUUCAUUGUGACCUUAUUGGCUUCCACACUUAUGAUUACGCCCGUCAUUUCCUUAGCAGCUGCUCUAGAAUUCUUGGACUGGCAACAACACCUAACGGUGUAGAGUUCCAGGGUAAGAUCGUGACUGUGGGCGCAUUUCCGAUCGGCAUCGACCCAGAAAAGUUCGAAGAGGGUUUAAAGAAACCAAAGGUUCAAGAGCGCAUUGCCACUCUAGAACGUAAGUUCCAGGGUGUUAAGCUGAUCGUCGGUGUCGAUCGACUGGACUACAUCAAGGGCGUUCCCCAAAAGCUACAUGCCUUAGAGGUCUUCCUCACUGAGCAUCCAGAGUGGAUAGGCAAGGUUGUACUGGUACAGGUUGCUGUACCCAGCCGACAGGACGUCGAAGAGUACCAAAACCUCCGCGCUGUCGUCAACGAACUCGUCGGAAGGAUCAACGGCAAGUUUGGAACCGUCGAGUUCAUGCCUAUCCACUUCAUGCACAAGUCCGUUUCGUUCGACGAAUUGAUCGCAUUGUAUGCUGUCUCAGAUGUUUGUCUCGUUUCCUCUACACGCGACGGUAUGAACUUAGUAUCGUACGAGUAUAUCGCCUGUCAACAGAAACGCCACGGUGCAAUGAUCUUAUCCGAAUUCACUGGCGCUGCCCAGAGCUUGAACGGCAGUUUGAUCGUGAAUCCAUGGAACACAGAAGAGCUUGCCGACGCUAUUCAUGACUCAGUGACCAUGGGAGACGAGCAGCGAGCUUUGAAUUACCAGAAACUUGCCAAGUACAUUAACAAGUACACUAGUGCUUGGUGGGGAAAAUCUUUCGUCAAUGAGCUUGUUCGUAUCUCUGAGCAGGCCGACAAGAAACUCAAAGUUCGCACCCUUUCGCUCCCGGACAGAUCAAUCAAUGAUGGCCUCACGAAUGUGCCCCAGGCCGUUGGGUCUCCAGUCGUGGAGAAGAAGGCUCUUCCUUGAUUUCCUGGAUGUCCCUAUAGAAUAUAAGUUUGCAUGAAGGCGUUGAAGGGCCAUUCAUUAACAGCGAGAUGAAGCGUUUCUGCACAUGAACCCCUAGAGAGUCUUAAAUACUUGUCUAUUCAAAUGAACAACUAUUACUAAAACAAAAUUUGUA
Molecule: messenger RNA, 1955 nt
Organism: Pseudovirgaria hyperparasitica
Lineage: Eukaryota; Fungi; Ascomycota; Dothideomycetes; Acrospermales; Acrospermaceae
Product: alpha,alpha-trehalose-phosphate synthase
Exons: 4
Coding region: 245-1801 (518 amino acids)
Biological process (GO): trehalose biosynthetic process; cellular response to heat
Cellular component (GO): alpha,alpha-trehalose-phosphate synthase complex (UDP-forming); cytosol
Molecular function (GO): alpha,alpha-trehalose-phosphate synthase (UDP-forming) activity
Source: RefSeq, a predicted model, not a curated record